AAUAAUAAAAUCAUUUGUACGCUAAAACCCUGCGGUUCGUGAUUUUGUGUAUUGCAAUUCUCAUUUCAGUGCCGCAUCGCCGACCAAACCCUUGUUGGGGAGAACAUGGCCAGAGCUGCACUGCUUCAAUUCGUCCGAUCUCAAUCCGCUGCUUUCCAUUCAGGUGAUAUUAGUUCCAAAAUCAAUGCCAACUCUUCCAAAUUGCUCGCCUCAACCCCGAGGCGGAUGUUUUCUCACAGUACAGCAGCAGAGGACAGCAAGAUCAGUAUUGGACCUCGGAAGGGGGGAGGAGAGGAUCAAGCUGAAGAAAAAGAUUCUAGCGUUGUUUACUAUGGGCCUAUCUCGAAUACAAUCAAGAAAGUGAAGCUUCUCUCUCUUUCAACCUGCUGCCUCUCGGUCUCAUUAGGACCUGUAAUCACUUUCAUGACAUCUCCGGACAUGAAUGUCAUCCUAAAGGGGGCUGUCGCCUCUUCUGUCAUAUUCCUCAGCGCUUCCACUACCGGCGCCCUUCACUGGUUUGUGAGCCCUUACGUGCACAAGCUCCGAUGGCAGCCUGGUUCAGACAGCUUUGAGGUUGAGAUGAUGACGUGGCUGGCCACAUAUACACCCAAGACCAUCAAGUUUGCGGAUAUCAAACCUCCAGAGACCAAUAGGCCUUUCGUGUCGUUCAAGGCUAACGAUAAUUUCUACUUUGUGGAUGCAGAGCACUGUCACAAUAAAGCAUUGUUGGCCAAAUUGACCCCUCAAAAACAAGCCCACGCAUCGGCUUUCAAGAAUCUGUAAUGUGCAAGCAGAGAACUUGUGCGGCGAGAACUUUAAGCAUAAAUAAGGUACCAUUCAAACUGCUGAUAGGAACAAGUUUUUUUUUUUUUUUGCAAUUAUUUAUCUAAUUUCCUCCUAUUUACAGUAACAGUUAACUGUUUAUCUUCAUCUAUGGGAUUUCUUGUUUUGAGAA
This is a messenger RNA of Andrographis paniculata, 955 nucleotides long. RefSeq lists its product as uncharacterized. Gene Ontology annotation, biological process: mitochondrial proton-transporting ATP synthase complex assembly. The transcript is spliced from 2 exons. Lineage: Eukaryota; Viridiplantae; Streptophyta; Magnoliopsida; Lamiales; Acanthaceae. The record is from RefSeq and is a predicted model, not a curated record. Gene Ontology annotation, cellular component: mitochondrial membrane. Bases 106 to 783 code for a protein of 225 amino acids.